This is a messenger RNA of Misgurnus anguillicaudatus (oriental weatherfish), 3308 nucleotides long. RefSeq names its product piggyBac transposable element-derived protein 4. Lineage: Eukaryota; Metazoa; Chordata; Actinopteri; Cypriniformes; Cobitidae. The record is from RefSeq and is a predicted model, not a curated record.
AAAAGAAAGUCCAGAUUUUAUUGGGGUAGGGGCGUGUUUGUUUAGGUUAUUUCAAAUGUCAAUAUUGGCUUUCAGAGAUUAUGCACCCCACCUUUAACCCUUGGAUUUCUCUAGUUUAACAGCAAUGGUUAAACCAGAGGUCUCCAACAUUCUUAUUUAUUACAUAUUUUUUAUAUUAGGCCUAUGUAUGUUUAAAAAGUUUGAGUACACUCUAUCAACAAAGCAGCCUUUCAGAUUGUUUUAUCCAUUGUGGUAGCCCUUGCUCACAAAAAGUUUGGAGACCCCUGGGUUAAACUAUGGUUCCUACAGUGAAAUAAUGGUUAAAUUGUUAUUACUGUGGCUUUACUACAAAUGCCAUAGUUAAACUAUAGUUACUGAAACCAUGUUUAACUUCCGUAAUGAAUUUCACACCCUUGUGAAAAUAUUUUAACAGAUUUGUCCCUUUUAUGUAAAAAAAAAAGUUAUACUAGUGUUCAUUCAAAAUAGCCAAUAAAGACCACCGAUAUUGGUGACGUCUAGCUAUAGAAUAAAAACAGCCAAUCACAGACGAGCUCGGUUGCAUGCGGCGCUGCGCAGCUUUCACGGCGUGUGACAUCACAGUACCUGAACUAAUGAUUAAUUCAUUGGUCACUCUGCGCAGCCUCGCAUGCAGCAGUCGGGCUGUUCAUUCCUCUCACGCGGUUUAGCCAUUCGUUUGCUGCUGUUUACAUCUGUCGCUUUUAUUAAAAUCUGCACGUCGCGAUGGAUUCUACUACAGUUGAGGAAAUCAUGGAGGAGUUUUUCAACACGAGCGAUGCAGAAGAAUACGAGAUGAUCGAGUCUGAUGAUCAAUCGGAUCUGGAGAGUGUCGCUUCCAGUGUGGAUUUACUUGAGGAAAUGAUCGUUGUUCCUGUGCUGGACUCUGAACUUUCAGAUGCCAACAAUUUACCAGAUGAGGUCUUGCAUCCAGAGGUCACUCCACAAAAGAGGAAAAGACCUUUACCAGAAGUGUUUUCAUCACCUGCCACUAUACCAGUUGUCAAAUGGAGAGGAAAGCGAAGUAGCCUGAACCGAUCCUUUCCAGAUUUCAAUUUAAACACCUUAGAAGAUAAGUGGAAAAGUGUAGAUGAACCUGAUCCUGAACCACAACAACCGGUCUUUAGACCCAUCCAAACGCCUGGCCCACAGGUGGUCUGUAGCGCAUCCUGCAGACCUCUGCAAUAUUUCGAAUUAUUCUUUACUUCCUCGAUCAUUCAGACGAUUGUAGAUAACAGUAACGCUUACGCAGCAAAGAUGUACGGAAGUGAUAAAAGUAUGUGCCGUGACAUUUCUGUGAAGGAUUUCAAGAAAUUCCUUGCAAUGGUGAUCUACAUGGGUCUGGUAAAAUGCUGUUCACUAACUGACUACUGGAAAACGACCGACUUGUACAGACUACCCUUUCCUGGCCGAAUCAUGUCUUUCAAGAAAUUUUACGCUAUAUGCAAUUGUUUUCAUAUCAGUGAUCCCAAAGUAGACGAAGAGAAUGACCAGAAGAAAGGAACGGAUGAAUAUGACCGUCUGUGUAGGAUCAAACCGCUGUAUGAGGACAUUCGAGAAGCCUGUAAGAGCUCCUUCCAGCCCUUUCAAAACAUCUCCAUCGAUGAGAGAAUGGUAGCAUCAAAGGCUAGAAAUGGACUCAAACAAUACAUGAAAAACAAACCAACAAAAUGGGGCUACAAACUGUAUGUACUGGCAGAUUCCAGCUCAGGCUACACAUGGGACUUCUUUGUUUAUGAAGGAAAGACAAUUUCAAAGCAAGGAAAGGGGAUCGGCUAUGAGUCUGUGAUGGCACUGGCGGAUGAAAAGUUGUUGGGCUCUGGAUACAAGCUGUAUGUUGACAACUUUUUCACCAGCCCCGCACUCUUCAGGGAUCUUCUCAGUAAGAAUAUUUAUGCUUGCGGGACCCUUCGAGCAAACAGGAUCGGUCACACUCAAACCCCAGGUCCUCCUGGUAGCAUACGCUGGUUCAGGGAUGACAAACUCCUGUUCAUCGAGUGGAAAGACAGGAGAGACGUGCUGAUGUGCUCCACCUUUCAUAAAGUGUUCAAUGGCGACACAGUGAAAAGGAGGGUGAAGGGAAAAAACGGUGCUCGGACCAUUGAAGAUCUGCCGGUUCCUGCUGCAGUGUUGGACUACAAUAAGCACAUGGGCGGAGUCGAUCUGUCUGACGCGCUUAUCGGAUAUUACACAGUUCUGCAUAAAACUAAAAAGUGGUAUCGGUCCUUUUUUUACCACUUUGUGGACAUUGCUGUUGUAAACGCCUUAAUUAUACAUCAGCACGUAGCCAGGGAGAGGAACCAAAAACCAAUGACCCAGAAACAGUUUCGAGAGGCUCUCAUCUCAGACCUGGCCCAAACAGGACCUAAAUAUCACACUGCAAGAGUGGGUUCUGAUGAAUUUCACCUGCCCAAGUACAUCAGCGGAGAUGCAACGGAAGGAAGACGCAAAUGCAGAGUGUGCCGCGCUAAAACCCCAAUCAUGUGCGUGAUGUGCGAAAUGCCACUGUGUCUUGUUGCGGCUCGUAAUUGCUUCAUUGAAUUUCAUGAAUCUGAAGAAGCUGAAACAAAGGUAAAAGCAAAGUACAAAAGACGUGUCAAAAAAGAAAAAAGAAAAUAAACAUCUACAAAAAGAUUAAAGGGCCGAUCACACCAAACGCUUUUAUAGCAGUUGCAGGCGCCUCUGGAGGUACCUUGACUAUGAAGACUUUUAUACUUUAUAUUUGCCUUCAACUAUUGAAAUCUAUUGAUAGAAACACGUGAAAUAUUUUCAUUACUUCAAAAACCCCAUGUUAUACUCAUUUUAAGCUGUGGAGGCUGCCAUUAUGAUUUGAUUAUUCGCAAUUGUUGUGAAAUAUUACUGCAGGUUACUAUAGUUUACAAUUCUUGUGAGAAUGUGUUACUCCCCAAAAUGGCGACUUUGUAGAUGUUUCCUAAGUUUAUUAACACUAUGACAUCAUAAUUUUACAUUUAAUUUCACCUUCAUAAAGCCAAUCCCAGUGUUAAUCUAUUAAGCCAUAAACUAAGUCAAAAUGUUAAUCUGUGUUAAACUAGAGAGAAGUUUUAUGCAUGGGGAAAGGUGCAAGGGUGUGUAAAUAAUGAGAUUUUUUUAUAUUUUUAGGUCAACUUUUUCUAGUACUAGUUAAAAAAAACUCAAACUCUGGUUUGGAUGAGAGCAUUUUCAAGCUCAAAGGUGGAGCCACAGGGCUAGAUAUUACAGUACUUCAAUGUUCAGUAUUAAUUUAAUGUACUUUUUUCUAACUAAUAAAAUUCUGUUUUGCAACUCAUUUUAAA